This is a messenger RNA of Triplophysa rosa, 6888 nucleotides long. It is a transcript of the gene cacna1hb, whose product is annotated as calcium channel, voltage-dependent, T type, alpha 1H subunit b. The coding region runs from base 70 to 6510 and encodes 2146 amino acids. Gene Ontology annotation, cellular component: voltage-gated sodium channel complex; voltage-gated calcium channel complex; plasma membrane. The transcript is spliced from 33 exons. Lineage: Eukaryota; Metazoa; Chordata; Actinopteri; Cypriniformes; Nemacheilidae. Gene Ontology annotation, biological process: positive regulation of calcium ion-dependent exocytosis; sodium ion transmembrane transport; membrane depolarization during action potential. Gene Ontology annotation, molecular function: voltage-gated sodium channel activity; low voltage-gated calcium channel activity. The record is from RefSeq and is a predicted model, not a curated record.
UUGUUGUUAUUUUCACGUGUGAGUUGUAUUCACCUUAACUGAAGCUGUACGUGGUUUGAGCGCGUCAGCAUGCUGGUGAUCCUGCUCAACUGCGUCACGCUCGGCAUGUUCCAGCCCUGCCAGGACCUGGAGUGCCACUCCGACAGGUGCAGCAUCCUGCAGGCAUUUGAUGACUUCAUAUUCGCCUUCUUUGCUGUGGAGAUGGUGGUUAAAAUGGUCGCCCUGGGGGUGUUUGGUCCCAAAUGUUACCUUGGCGACACCUGGAACCGCCUUGACCUCUUCAUCGUCAUGGCUGGGAUGUUGGAGUAUUCUUUAGACGGACACAAUGUCAGUUUCUCAGCCAUCAGAACCGUACGGGUUCUCAGACCUUUACGAGCCAUCAACAGAGUUCCCAGUAUGCGUAUUCUGGUGACCCUGCUGUUGGAUACUCUGCCCAUGCUGGGAAACGUCUUGCUGCUUUGUUUCUUUGUUUUCUUUAUAUUUGGAAUUGUGGGCGUGCAGCUGUGGGCGGGGCUUCUGCGAAACCGCUGCUUUCUUAACCAGACCGUCAGUAUGAAGUAUAAUCUCUCAGAGUUUCUACAUGAAUACUACAGACCGGAGGAGUCGGACGACAUUCCCUUCAUUUGCUCAACCGAAAAAGAGAACGGAAUGCUGCACUGCUCCAGUGUCCCGCAGCGCAGGGAAGGGGGGAUGUGGUGUGAGGUCACUGUUGAUAAUGUCACAGAUCAUGAUUUCAAACAGCGCCUCCAUCAUGGGUGUGUGAACUGGAACGUGUAUUACAACGUCUGCAGAGCAAGCGAUCAUAAUCCGCAUAACGGAGCCAUUAACUUUGACAACAUCGGAUAUGCGUGGAUUGCCAUUUUUCAGGUCAUCACUCUGGAGGGAUGGGUGGAUAUCAUGUAUUAUGUAAUGGAUGCACAUUCCUUUUACAACUUCAUCUAUUUCAUCUUCCUUAUCAUUGUAGGCUCCUUCUUCAUGAUCAACCUGUGUCUGGUUGUCAUAGCGACACAGUUCUCUGAGACCAAACAACGGGAGAACCAGCUGAUGCAGGAGCAGCGGGCCCGUUUCCGUAGCAACGAGUCCACCAUUGCAAGCUUGGCCGAACCGGGAUCCUGCUACGAAGAGAUGCUGAAAUACCUUGUCCACAUCUGUCGUAAACUUUGUCGGCACGUCACUCGUCUCUAUGGCGAAUUGUGCCCGCGCAGGCGAAGAGGCGACGCUACUUCCAACAGCUCCUUGAUAGGAGGUGGGACUAACGGGUUUUGGGCCGAUAAUGGGACAAAGAUGGGCCCGAGCCAGUAUUUUAUGACUCAUUAUCAUCAUACACACCAUCAUCAGCAUUACAUCAGUAAUGGCAUUGAAAUGAAAACACUUCAUCCUGAUAGAGAUACUCAGAAAAAGGGCUCAUCCCUCCCACUUACGCUGCCGAAUUUAAGGGGUUUGAGGUUCGGAAUGAACUACCCCACCAUAAUGCCCUCCAAGGUGUGCGCAAGCUCACGGUCUGGCCGACAAUCGACAGGCGGGGCCAAAGGAUCGGUGUUCAAUCACGGGCUGUAUGGCAGGAAGAUUUCAGUUUGUGGUGGAUUCCAUGACACUUACAAGCUGCAACACGGUGUGUAUCCAGGCCCAUGCUCAAGUGUGUGUAUUGACGGGAGGGCUGGGAUGGCAUCUUCUGAACUGUCUUCCUGCCCAAUUUGCGCUCAGGAAGGUGACGGCGUCACCUGCGAUUCCAACGGGGAACCGGACCCUGAGAAACAGGGGCCAGAUGUCAGCGCGGAACCGAGCAAAUUAAACCAGGAUGUGGAGGAAAAGGAGUCUGGGAGAAAGAGUUGCGUGUGUGUGUGCGUUCAUCUCGCCCGAGUUGUGCUGAAGCGGAUUGUGGAAAGCAAAUACUUCAACAGAGGGAUAAUGAUCGCAAUCCUUAUCAAUACACUCAGCAUGGGCGUGGAGUACCAUGAACAGCCUCAAGAGUUAACAGACGCAUUGGAGAUCAGUAAUAUUGUCUUCACCAGUUUGUUUGCGUUAGAGAUGCUCUUGAAACUCUCAGCCUGUGGCGUGUUUGACUACAUCAGCAACCCCUACAACAUCUUUGAUGGGAUCAUUGUUAUCAUCAGUGUGUGUGAGCUUGUCGGACAAGCAGAAGGAGGGUUUUCGGUUUUAAGGACGUUCCGUUUGCUGAGGGUCCUGAAACUGGUACGGUUUCUCCCGGCCCUGCGGAGGCAGCUGGUGGUACUGAUGAAGACCAUGGACAACGUGGCCACCUUCUGCAUGCUGCUUAUGCUCUUCAUCUUCAUUUUUAGUAUAUUGGGGAUGCAUCUGUUCGGGUGUAAGUUCACUCGUCUGGAGAAUGGAGAUACAGUGUCGGACAGAAAGAACUUUGAUUCACUGCUCUGGGCCAUCGUCACUGUGUUCCAGACCUUGACCCAGGAAGACUGGAAUGUGGUUCUGUAUAAUGGUAUGGCCUCUACCUCUCCGUUGGCGGCUCUUUACUUCGUGGCCCUGAUGACCUUUGGGAAUUACGUCCUCUUCAACUUAUUGGUUGCCAUCUUAGUAGAAGGCUUCCAGGCUGAGGGUGAUGCCAGCAGGUCAGAGACUAGUGAUGACAUGUCUUCUGACUUUGGUGAUGAGGACAAACUGAGAGAGCUGCUGAACUCAGGAUCAGAAUUGAAAAUGCAGACAUUAAUGCCCUUAUCCAACGGACACCUGGAACCCCGAGCAUCCAUGCCACCGCACAAAAUGCACGCACAACUCACCGCCACGCCCAGAACUGAAGUGUCACACGUCUACAGCCAAUCACGUCGCAACAGCAACACCUCCACCGAACCACAUGACCAGAGAUCCCUGUCCAGUCUUUGGGGAAGUCGUCGAUCCAGUUGGAACAGUCUCGGCCACGCCCCCAGUCUGAUCAGACGGGCCCAGUCAGGAGAGCGCGAGUCGCUGCUUUCAGGAGCGGGACAAGACAGCAUGGAUGACAACCUGUCAGAUGAUGGGAAAUCCAGCAGGACUGGCAGUCUGGGCGGAGUCUCGUGUCUAGGGUCCUUUGAUUUGCCAGAGCUCCUGCAGGUUCCACGCCCAUAUUUGGAGUGUAACGGGAGAUUAGACGGAGGACAUCCAUCCUCUCCGAACGUUACGCGCCCGGAGUUACCAUCCACACAGGGGGCGGAGGAUGAGGACUUUGAAGAGAGUUGGUUUGUGAUUGUGAAGAGACUGUUGGAGCCAUAUAAACCGCAGUGGUGUAGAGAUCAUGAGGACUGGUCCCUCUACCUCUUCUCUCCUCAUAAUAAGUUCCGUAUUCACUGUCAGAAGAUCAUCACUCAUAAGAUGUUUGAUCAUAUUGUCCUGUUCUUCAUUUUCCUCAACUGCAUUACAAUCGCUCUGGAGAGACCAGAUAUUCAACAAGACAGCACUGAGCGGGUUUUUCUCAAAGUUUCCAACUACAUCUUCACUCUGAUCUUUGUCGCCGAGAUGACAAUGAAGGUGGUUUCUCUCGGGCUGUAUGCUGGGCCGGGCUCAUACCUGAAGAGCAGUUGGAAUGUUCUAGAUGGUUUCCUGGUGUUUGUGUCCUUGGUGGACAUCUUAGUGUCUCUCGCAUCCUCUGGGGGGAACAGAAUUCUGGGAAUCUUGAGGGUUCUUCGACUGCUCAGGACGCUAAGACCCCUCAGGGUUAUAAGCAGAGCCCCUGGACUCAAGCUGGUUGUUGAAACAUUGAUCACAUCUCUCCGACCCAUUGGAAAUAUUGUUCUGAUUUGUUGCGCUUUCUUCAUUGUCUUUGGCAUUCUGGGAGUUCAGCUUUUCAAGGGCAAGUUCUAUCAUUGUGAAGGCUUUGACACUAGAAAUAUCACAAAUAAAUCCGAUUGCCUUCAGGCUAAAUACAGAUGGGUCCGCAGGAAGUAUAACUUUGAUAACCUGGGUCAGGCUCUGAUGUCAUUGUUUGUCCUGUCCUCUAAAGACGGAUGGGUUAACAUCAUGUAUGACGGUUUAGAUGCAGUGGCCGUAGAUGUACAGCCCAUUAAGAAUCAUAAUCCCUGGAUGCUUCUGUAUUUCAUCUCUUUCCUGCUGAUCGUCAGCUUCUUCGUGCUGAACAUGUUUGUCGGCGUGGUGGUGGAGAACUUCCACAAGUGCAGACAGGACCAGGAGGAGGAGGAGGCCCGGCGUCGGGAGGAGAAGAGGCAGAAACGUAUGGAGAAGAAACGCAGGAAGGCUCUGCAGAGGCCGUACUACGCAGACUACUCUCCCGCACGUCUCUUUAUUCACACGCUCUGCACCAGCCAUUAUCUGGACCUCUUCAUCACCAUCAUCAUCGCCAUUAAUGUACUCACAAUGUCAAUGGAGCACUACGGACAGCCCAAGUAUCUGGACGAGGGUCUGAAGUACUGUAACUAUGUCUUUACGCUGGUUUUCGUGAUCGAGGCCACUCUCAAACUGGUGGCUUUUGGCUUCAGGAGGUUCUUCAAGGAGAGGUGGAAUCAGUUGGAUCUGGCUAUUGUUCUUCUCUCCAUCAUGGGAAUCACUCUAGAAGAGAUCGACCUGAAUGCUUCCCUGCCUAUCAACCCCACGAUCAUACGCAUCAUGAGGGUGCUGCGGAUUGCCAGAGUGUUGAAGCUGUUGAAGAUGGCCACAGGAAUGAGAGCUCUUCUGGAUACUGUGGUCCAAGCUCUACCACAGGUGGGUAAUCUGGGUCUUCUCUUCAUGCUGCUGUUCUUCAUCUACGCGGCUCUGGGAGUCGAGCUCUUUGGAAAACUCGAAUGCACUGAGGAGAAUCCGUGUGAGGGACUGAGCAGACAUGCCACGUUUCAGAACUUCGGUAUGGCUUUCCUCACGUUAUUCCGCGUUUCCACCGGCGACAACUGGAACGGCAUCAUGAAGGACACCCUGCGGGAGUGUAAAAACGGUGACAAAUGUCUGAGUUACCUGCCACUUUUGUCACCUCUUUAUUUCGUGACAUUCGUCCUGAUUGCUCAGUUUGUGCUGGUGAAUGUCGUGGUCGCGGUGCUUAUGAAACACUUAGAGGAGAGCAACCAAGAUGCACGUGAAGAGGCGGAGAUGGAGGCGGAGAUUCAGCAGGAGCUACAGAACAGUCGCAGACACAGCACCACCUCUGUGGGUGGGGCCACAGGGUCGGAGGGUGGAGCUUUUAAAAUGGAGACACUGUCUUGUGAGCAGGGCAAAGAUCCCAAUUAUGGUAACUUCCUGACAGUAGAAAGGCCGUCCAUAUCGAGGAUGCUGUCUCUGCCCAAUGACAGUUACAUGCUCUAUCCAGUUAAAGCCGAAUACGGCUCCAUUCAGAAGAGAUUCUCCAAACAGGAUUCUGCAUUACCAGGCUCUUCUCCGUCACUUGGCACGCAGCCCUGUGAAGAUGGUGCGCUAAUGCAGCUUCCAGGAACCACAUCUCAGACAAACUUGGACUCGGUUUCUGCCUCUCACCUUCUAACUCAAAGAACAAGAAGAUCCAGCAAUGCCUCAAGAAUCCUGCGUCGACAGCAAGCAAUAAAGUGCGACUCUAUCGAAUCCACAAACCCUGGCUCCAAAGACAGCCUACACUUUCCAAGCAAGCCUUGUUCUAAUGAGAAUCUUCAACUCAAAAUACCCGGCAUUUCACUCACCGGCGGGUCCGCCCCCUGCUCGCCACAAGCCUCGCCCCCUCCACCCCUGCGCAAUCGAACGGCGAGUGUACGAACAAGCGGACAGGUGUACAGUCAACGCAGCAUCCCCCGACGCCAGAUUGCACACCUGACACAAUCCACAAAAGCACUUGAAGUAAUGCAUGCCAAUGCACAAAUAAACACCUCGCACCCUGAGGAGGUGAACCGACACAUGACAAAAUCUACCCAAAAAGGAUCCUAUAAUCAUUUUCCCCCUUACAUAUCAACUCUUACCUGUUCAGACGUCCAGUCUCAGAACUCAGGACCGCUGCGUGUUGGGAUGAGCCAUCAACAGGAAGCCUGCAGUCAUAGUCUACGCAAGUACAACAGCAUGGAAAAUAACUUCCUGUCACCCCAACACGACACCCCCCGUCGACACUCGAUGCACGGAGAGGGGCUAUUUCUUCCAAUGAAGGUCCCCGUGCCAUCCCCCGGACCUUCGCUGGUACCCAAAAAGGAGAAGAUGAGCCCACCCUGCAUCUCCAUUGACCCGCCCACAGAGGCAGAGUUUCAAUCUCCAGUGGUCAACCAGGAAAGCAGCUCGGUCCUAAGAAGGCGGACGCCAUCGUUUGACUCUGCGUUACUGUGCGAAUCGUUAGAUCUCACAGAGCCCCUCCCACAGGAAGAAUCUUCCCUGCCGAGUCACUUGCCCCUCCCACAAUUUUCAUUUGACCAAUCAGAUGUAAGUUCUUUGAGCAGUCUGUCGGAACUGCUUUCAGAUAGUGACCAAUCGACGCACUCCUUCCCUCCUGAAGCCCGUUCGUGGUUUGUGGGAAGCGCGGGAGAAGCUCAGAGCCCACUCAGGAAGAAGGUCUUGGUCAGAAUGGCCAGCACUAGGGAUGCAGGAAAUGAGGAUUCAGUUGCCUAGGCAACCGCACAGGAAGCCGCCUUUUGCAAAGCAUUUUAACAACAGGAAGAGGUGGUGUCGGCCACAGUAUGCAAUGUGUUUCUGAUGGAACUGAUGUUUUUUCCUGAUCAUAUUGAUUGGGGUUUUGGAACUUUUAGUAGUAUUCAUUACACACAUUGAUGUUGUGAAGUUUUAUGUGAUAUCAAGCUUCUUUACAUGCAGAGAAAAUCCAUCAUUGAUCCCAAAUGGAUUCAUUCCAGUGCGAUUUUAGCCCUCAUGUUCUGUUUGGAGUCUGUAACAUUAAAACAUUUAUAGUAAUGCUUAGAAAUAAUAAUUUGUGCAAGUAAUACAAAUCUGCGUUAUUCACCUCCAUAUGCUGUAUCAAAAAAUAAAAAAAUG